This is a messenger RNA of Penicillium nucicola, 2178 nucleotides long. RefSeq names its product transcriptional repressor TCF25 family protein. The record is from RefSeq and is a predicted model, not a curated record. Gene Ontology annotation, biological process: ribosome-associated ubiquitin-dependent protein catabolic process; rescue of stalled cytosolic ribosome. The coding region runs from base 1 to 2178 and encodes 725 amino acids. Lineage: Eukaryota; Fungi; Ascomycota; Eurotiomycetes; Eurotiales; Aspergillaceae. The transcript has a single exon. Gene Ontology annotation, cellular component: RQC complex.
AUGUCUUCACGUGCGAUUCGGAAACUACAAAAACUGCGUGAUUUGGAACAGCUACAAGAUGCCGAAAAUCAAGAUGAGUCAAGCGAAGAUGAAGCCCCGCGCCCCGCGAAGCCCAAGUUCAAUGCUUUCGAUCUGUUGAAUGCCGAGGAUGAGAAUGAAGAUGAGGAGGAAGAGGAAGAAGAACAAAAUGAAGAGGAGCCUGUCGAAGAAACAAAGCCCGAGCCCGCACCUACGAAGCCCAAAAAGGCCAACAAGAAAAAGAAGAAGAAGAAGGCACCCAAAUCCUCCGAACCGGUCGACACUCCACCCAAAUCCAAGGAUGCAGAAUUGGAUGAAAUUGAUAGAGCCCUCAAAGAGCUAUCAACAGGCGGUCAAUCGUUAGUCGGUGCAAAUCUAUCGGGUGCUUCCAGAGAUGCCCGCGGAGUCUCUUUCCCCAAGACCACCAAUGACCUACUCGGUAUCGAUCCCAAAUUCCUCAAUGCGACAAACGAGAUGCGCCGCCUCUUUGGAAACGUUGUCUUGGAGAACUUUGAUUCACCAGCCGAUAGCGGAUCAGGUCGCCGCCGUGAUCGCAAUCGAGAGAUGGUUGAUCUUGCUCAAGCCUUGACGGGAAGGUACAGUCCAGCCAGCAGGGGCCAGAGUCUAGGUGGAGUCACACUACGCCGGAACAUUCUCAUGCAGGGCAAAGAUGAAUGGCCCCGUGCGCCGAGUGGAGGACUGGGCAUGGAGACGGUAGAGAAAUUUACCACGGGAGAGACACUCUACCGACUAGUGCAUAACACCGCCUAUCAGGAUGUACAAAGGCAGUUUGAGCUCUGUGUCGAGUCAAUGGAUCCCCAGAGACUCAUUGGGCACCUCCAGUACAACCCAUACCACAUCUCCACGCUGCUCCAGGUGUCAGAGAUUGCCAAACACCAGGGUGACCACGCUGUUUCUGCUGAUCUAAUGGAAAGAGCUCUUUUCAACAUUGGAAGAUCGGUGCACUCUUCUUUUGCAAACCGCCUCAGGGAAGGUGAAGCCAGACUUGAUUUCAUCCAUGCCGAGAACCGAGAGCUUUGGCUUGUGGGAUGGAGAUACAUCUCCAACCUCGGAAUGAAGGGAACUUGGAGAACUGCGUAUGAAUGGGCCAAGCUACUCCUUAGUCUCGAUGACACCGAUCCGUACUGUAUGAAGCUACUCAUCGAUCACCUCGCACUCAGAGGUAGAGAAUAUGCACAAUUUGUGGAUCUAUGCACGCAGACACGUUUCAGUCGAGACUGGGCCGACCUCCCUAACAUCCAGUGCUCGCUAGUUAUGGCAUACCUUCGGCUGAACAAGCCCCAGGACUGUCGUCGGCAGCUAUCACUUGCCAUGUCCCGCUACCCGUGGCUAUUCAACAGGCUAGCACAAGAACUUGAUCUCCAGCACAUCCCCAAGCAAAUCUGGGGCAAGAUACCUCCUACAGGGUCACACGAACUGCUCACUGAGCUCUACAUUGCCCGUGCCAAGGAUCUCUGGAACACGCCAGAGGCUGUCUCUCUCAUCAUGGAAGUGGCAGACACUCUCUCCGACAAAGAACAGUCCAUCGAAACACCAGAAAUCACGCUGGAUAUUGCUCGCCAUGUAGUGCUGUCUGAUCUCCCCAAGGUGACGACCCACCUUCCGAACCAUUUUGUGGCUGGUCGACUGUCAUCCUCCGACCCUCUUCCCCCUUACGAGUCUGAAGCUUAUCGUCAGCAAUCCGAGCCUGCUCCCGUCUACGCAGCUCCUGCUGGUGGUGGCGAGAACUGGUUACAAGAUCUUCUGGGACAAAUCAACGGCGCCGGUCUCCGUCUCCCGCCACAAGAUGAACUCCCUCAGAACCAAGGCUUCGAUGAUGAGCCGGAAGAAGAGCUUGACAUGCCACGCUCUCGGCCUCCACUUGGCGAUCCCUCGGCCCUUGAACUUUGGCUCUCGCGCGAGGGCUUCCAAAAUCUUCGCAUCUUUUUGAACCAGUAUGGUGUUGACCGUGGCAAUUGGAGUGAAAAUGUCGUGGACUAUGCACCCUUGACUAAUUACCUCGAGGCAAUGGUGAUGAUCUCGGCGACAGCUCGCCAGCAAUUGCUGGAUGGCGUUAUCAAGGAAUCUCUUGGUGACUUCGUUGUCAGUAUGCUUGAAGAUGAGAUUGCGAUGAUGUUAGAUGGGGACUCGGAUUCAUAA